GAUAACUAAAAUAACACAACAUCAUAUCCUUUUAAGAUAUUCAAACCAUGAAAUCAUCACAUGCAUCUCUCGUCUGCAUACUAUUGUUUUCUCUAUUGGCUCUACAUCAAUGUGCGAGGAUAGGAAGAUCAAACAAAGUGGAUAUGUCUGCAUGCUUCCUUGGCGACUGCAACAAUGUUUUCGAAGGCGGCUGUUAUUGCUGCCCCAAAACGCCAGCUCUUUGUUGGGCUGAAAAAGAUUACUGCACCACUUAUUGUCAAUCUCAAAGCUAAAACCCUUUGAUAUAGUACUCAUCUACAUCUACAUGUUCCAUUUUUAGAUAUACAUCUAUUGUCAUUUGUGUUCGCAUCUGUUUAACGAUGAGAAUAAGAGUAUUCCAUAUUACACAUACUACUGGACCCAAGUCACAUGACCCGAUCUUGAGGUUUAAAGAUCUUGUAAUCGUUACUAUAUAUGUACGGAUACUUCGUUUACAAGUAAUAUACAAUAAGAUUCGUAUU
Camelina sativa (false flax) is the source of this 500-nucleotide messenger RNA. RefSeq names its product EMBRYO SURROUNDING FACTOR 1-like protein 4. Lineage: Eukaryota; Viridiplantae; Streptophyta; Magnoliopsida; Brassicales; Brassicaceae. The record is from RefSeq and is a predicted model, not a curated record.